Truncatella angustata is the source of this 517-nucleotide messenger RNA. RefSeq lists its product as uncharacterized. Lineage: Eukaryota; Fungi; Ascomycota; Sordariomycetes; Amphisphaeriales; Sporocadaceae. The transcript has a single exon. The coding region runs from base 242 to 457 and encodes 71 amino acids. The record is from RefSeq and is a predicted model, not a curated record.
CGAUGGAGGGCUUCUCAACGCGUGAGCACAUACUAUCCCUUGAACCGUGUCUGAAGCUCACCAUCUAUCUACCAGGCUUAUCUUUGUUGCGUCCCGACAGCUAGACAGGGCAAACCAGCGGCGAGAGGACAGAAGCAGUGUCGUCAGCACAAGCGCGUCAUCCACCACCAACAGACAGCGGGACUUCAAUCAUCGAGACUUCACCGUGACUGGUGGUUCCCAUGCUACGAACAGCGCACGCAUGAUCGAACCUGUCCUCGACUCUCAUCAUGCUAGGCUGAACCAGCCACCAACGAUGCCUGUCGAAACUAGCCCUUCAUCAACCUGGAGACAGAAUAUCCCACUUACCGCAUCUUUCAAGCCCCACACCAGCGCCAUCACAACGCAACGACUAAUCAAGAGGCUCAGUCCCAGCACAACCAAAGGCUCAAAGGUCCACGGCUAUUCCAUCAUGUAAGCGCUGUCCUAUGCUCUCCCCCUUCCGUGGAUCCAGUUCCUCAAAGAUUCUCCAUAAAAC